GUUUCAUCGACGACUACCGUUUUCCGCUUUCAGUCAACUGUGCCCGCGUUACGACAGAAGGCGUCCUUGCUUUUUCAAGAAAACAGUAUCUUAAUAAAUCUUGCAUAUCAUCGAAAAUAAGGAAUUGUAAUUUAAUCGUAAAUAGUUACGAGAAUAAAUACCAUAGUGUGUUAAUUGGAUUUUCCGAGAAUUAAUUAUUGAUUGAAUUGAUUCAUCAAGAAGAAAUUUAGAAGGAAUUUAAUCGUCAUCUCAAGACCUAAGAAUGUGUGACCCUGAAUUGACAUCAGUAACGGAAAGGUAUAUGAAAUUGAAGGAUGACACGACCAGGGUAGAAUACGUAUGGAUCAAUUUUUUUAAUAAUUUUUGGCGGUUCAUCAGUAAAGUACGAAAUGUUGAUGAGACUAAUCAUCCUUGUCCCCUAGCGUCCAUAUGUGCGAAGAUUCCAAAAUGGACUUACGAAGAUGAAGAUAGCUCGGGAAUUUUGAAGCCAAAGGUAAAUUAUAAAGAUCCGUUUCGACCUAAGCAUGGAUAUGUUAUUUUGUGCGAAACCUUAUCGAUGAAUCGCGAGCCAACAAUACAUACGAAGAAUCGCAGAGAGUGCGACAGUAAAACACACGCGACUCGUUUGGAUGGUCAUUAUUUCCACAUCGAGCAGGAGUUCCAUUUUCACGAGUACAUGGACGUAGAGAUAACUGCUGCACGCAAGGAUACAGUUAGAAAAAUAUUAGAAUGCUUUUAUAAAGCUUGUAAUUACGCAGGCUUAUGUAUCGGCUACUUCGAUUUAAAUAACCAUAGCUGUUUUUAUUACAUGUGUGGACCAAACAACGCAGUACGUGUCAGCGACGAGUUGUGGAUGUCCCGUUUCAUUAUGCAACGCGUCGCAGAAGAAUUUCACCUUACGGUGAAUUUUGGUCCACGAAUACCAAGUGGUUUUGCAAAUACUAGAUACUUUUUUUCAACGUAUAACAUGCGCGAAGGAACCGAUGAAGAAGCAACGACGACUGCUAAUUUCUGGAUGAAUAGAUUGGAGAAUAGAUUUAUCCCAAUGUUAAGAAAUGCUGUCACGUACGACCACGUGGAAGGGCCAAUCCCUACGUUCUCGUUGAUUGAUCAAGGAAAGACAAUGAAUUGCGUUGUCCAUAUCAGAACAGACAUUGAUCCGUAUGUCGUCUGUAAAACAAUUCUUGGAGCAGCUUCUUCAAUUGAUUUUGCUGGAUAAAAUUACAUUAAUUGCUUCGUUUAUUUAUAUAUUGGCUAAUAUUAGUUUGCCACGCGAUAGAUUUACUACGGGAACAUAUAAUUAAGACAUUGAUACGUGUCCUUAUAAAUUAGCCGCUCAAUCUACCAAUACAAUAAAUACUAUACAUCGUAAUAAAUAUUAAGAAAGCGA
Molecule: messenger RNA, 1390 nt
Organism: Phymastichus coffea
Lineage: Eukaryota; Metazoa; Arthropoda; Insecta; Hymenoptera; Eulophidae
Product: glutamine synthetase, mitochondrial-like
Exons: 4
Coding region: 263-1219 (318 amino acids)
Cellular component (GO): cytoplasm
Molecular function (GO): glutamine synthetase activity
Source: RefSeq, a predicted model, not a curated record